This is a messenger RNA of Xiphophorus couchianus (Monterrey platyfish), 1784 nucleotides long. RefSeq names its product C1D nuclear receptor corepressor (gene c1d). The record is from RefSeq and is a predicted model, not a curated record. Gene Ontology annotation, molecular function: DNA binding; RNA binding. Bases 137 to 601 code for a protein of 154 amino acids. Gene Ontology annotation, biological process: maturation of 5.8S rRNA; regulation of gene expression. Gene Ontology annotation, cellular component: exosome (RNase complex); nucleolus. NCBI's taxonomy places the organism in Eukaryota, Metazoa, Chordata, Actinopteri, Cyprinodontiformes, Poeciliidae. The transcript is spliced from 5 exons.
AAAAAGUGUAAAGCAGCGAACAAGCAAACGGUGACUCUCCCAGACGGCAGGGGGCAGUAGAGAGAGUAAAACAGGUUACACGUUAUUAUUCACUUCCUGUUCGAAGGUUAAAACGUGAAGCAUCUUGAAAAGGAAAAUGGCAGCGGGAGCGGUUACCGAGGACUACCCGCAGGAGAUAGACGAACAGCUGACCACGUUCGACUCCUCGGUGAAUGCGGUGAAAACCAUGCUGGAGAAGCUGAUGUCCAUGUCCAGGAACGACGUGAUGCAGAAGCUGGAUCCUUUGGAGCAAGCCAAGCUGGACCUGAUGUCUGUCUAUACUCUUAAUUCAUUGUUCUGGAUGUAUCUGGUAACAAAGGGAAUAAACCCAAGAGAACAUGGAAUCAAGCAGGAACUGGAGCGCAUAAGGACUUACAUGAACAGAGUCAAAGAGAUCACCGACAAGAAGAAAGCGGCGCGGCUAGACAAGGGAGCCGCUUCGCGUUUCUUGAGGAACGCCCUGUUUGAUCCCGACGACAAAGAGUCAAAAAAAGCUGCGUCCAAGAAGCCAGCGGACGCUCCCUCUGAAGCGCCACAGAGAAAACGCCCCAAACAGAGCUGAGCCUGAGGAAGAGCCGCUCGGUCUGCUCUCAUCGCGUGAGUUUCCUGUAGACGGGGUGAAGGAUACGGAAGCAAAUGAUCAAACAGCUAAGAUGAAGUCAGAUGAAGGGGAGUUUGUUUGGAAUUCAACCCUUGGACAUUAUCUUCUAAUGUCCACUGGAUGUUUUAGAGAUGAACAAAAUGCUAAUUUAUCUGCUUGGCUUGUCGAGUUGUGCUGCUGUUGAGACUUUAGAUCUCUUUGCUUACUACGGACAGCAUCUCUUUAAUUUGAAGUGAAUUCUAUGAAUACACUUCAAAUAUAUGUAUAUUUUUUAAGUCUUUGUUCAUAUUUGGUUCUUUUUAUUCGUUUAUUCUUUUUCCUGUAUUGGUUUAAAGCUUUUUUUUUUUAAUGUUGAUGUGAUCUGAAGAGAUGUACUCUUUAAAAAAACAUUUGCCAUUGAGUUUUGGGUGCUUGUUAUGCUUUUUGCCCCACAUGUUUAUUCAUUUCUGAAGUCUCCAAAUAAUACAAGAAAAUAAUGUAAUUCUACCAGAUCAAGUGUUUUUAAAACAUUUUUUACUGAGGUUUUCAUAUUUUAUAUUUAGGGCAAGCAGUUUCAAGUCAGUCGCAACAUGAAUGCCUUAAUGAUUAUUUUACAACAUACAGUUGAGCCCCAAGCUAUUCAUAUCACAUUCAAAUAAGAAUUUAAUGCCUAUUGCUUUAAUGUCACCAACAUGUUCCUCUUAGCCUUUAUAACUUUGUAGUUGCACAACCUGAAUUUGACAGGGAACCUGUAGAGGGAGCUAAAGAUUAGAGUGAUGACAAAGAGGCCUUCUGGUCUCAAAGACUUGGAGCUCAGUGCAAAAGAUCAAAUUGUGGGGGGGAAAAAGAGAACAUGCUAAAAGCUGGUAAGUGAUUCCAGAAGUGGUUUGAUUCUUGCUUUUCUGUUAGCGAUGUUUGGAUAAUACCUGAGAAGUUAUUGCUUCAGUAAAUUAGUGAAAAAAACCCCCAACAAAACAUUAGUUUUUCAAAAUUAUACUCCAUUGUUUUCUAAUGACUAAUAGCAGAGAACUAUUGGAAAAUUGUUAAGGGUAUUGAUUAUGAUUAACGUACAUUUUCUUCUUUCUUUAUGGUAUACAAGGUCUCCGAAGCUCUGGGUGAGCUUUAAUAUCUCAGGUGCUAUAAAAUGUCUCAGAUGUUUCAAUUC